Messenger RNA from Copidosoma floridanum, 661 nucleotides. RefSeq lists its product as uncharacterized. Gene Ontology annotation, cellular component: nucleolus. Lineage: Eukaryota; Metazoa; Arthropoda; Insecta; Hymenoptera; Encyrtidae. The record is from RefSeq and is a predicted model, not a curated record. Gene Ontology annotation, molecular function: RNA binding. Gene Ontology annotation, biological process: small-subunit processome assembly; endonucleolytic cleavage in 5'-ETS of tricistronic rRNA transcript (SSU-rRNA, 5.8S rRNA, LSU-rRNA); endonucleolytic cleavage in ITS1 to separate SSU-rRNA from 5.8S rRNA and LSU-rRNA from tricistronic rRNA transcript (SSU-rRNA, 5.8S rRNA, LSU-rRNA).
ACCACUUGUUUUGUUUUAUACACUUCAGACAGUUAAUGUUGAAGUCAUUUUUUCGAAUAACAUAAUGAAUAAAUUAAAAAAAAAAGGAAUUAUUUAUAUAUCAUCAAUACCCAAAUACAUGAAUGUUAACAAAGUAAGGGAAUUGUUUUCUUCUUAUGGGAAAAUUGAACGGGUUUACUUACAGUUAAAAAACCAGGACACUGUUCAGUCCAAGAAACGGAGACGAAAGAAUGAUAAAUAUUUUUCCGAAGGUUGGGUGGAAUUUCAUAGUAAAAAAGUAGCUAAAAACGUUGCUACUGUUUUAAAUAAUACUCACAUCUCAACCAAAAAGAGAAGUAAAUUUUAUGAUGCUCUUUGGAAUAUCAAAUAUUUAUCGAGAUUCAAAUGGAUUCAUCUCAGUGAACGGUUAGCUUAUGAGAAAGCAGUUCAUAAGCAAAGAUUAAGAACAGAAAUUGUACAAGCUAAAAAAGAAGUUAACUUCUUUUCCUACAAUGUUGAUGAAAUACGGAAAUCAACUUUGAAAAAUGGAGUCAAGUCUUCGUUUUCGUUACCAGAAAUUAAACAGAGACAAUCAAUAUUGGACGUUACCCAAGAAAAAAAGCAAAUCGACAGCAAUAACAGUUAUAUUGAUUUAUUUGUAUAAUUCGCUAUCAAAAUGUAC